This is a messenger RNA of Canis lupus familiaris (dog), 3414 nucleotides long. It is a transcript of the gene HOXB13, whose product is annotated as homeobox B13. Gene Ontology annotation, biological process: regulation of transcription by RNA polymerase II. Lineage: Eukaryota; Metazoa; Chordata; Mammalia; Carnivora; Canidae. The record is from RefSeq and is a predicted model, not a curated record. The transcript is spliced from 2 exons. The coding region runs from base 152 to 1009 and encodes 285 amino acids. Gene Ontology annotation, molecular function: RNA polymerase II cis-regulatory region sequence-specific DNA binding; DNA-binding transcription factor activity, RNA polymerase II-specific.
CGUCAGGGCUGCCGGGCUGAGCGAAUGCAGCGCCGUGAGAGCUGGGAGCGAUUUAAAACGCCUUGGAUUCCCGGGGCCUGGGUGGGGAGAGACGGCUGGGUGCCCCCCGGAUCCCCCCGCCCCAGCGCCCCAUGAGCGGACCCUCGGCCCCAUGGAGCCCGGCGACUACGCCACCCUGGACGGGGCCAAGGACCUGGAAGGCUUGUCGGUAGUGGGAGGGGGUCGGAAUCUCGUGGCCCCGUCGCCGCUGGCCACCCACCCGGCCGCGGCGCCUCCGCUGAUGCCCGCUGUCAGCUACGCGCCGCUGGAUCUGCCGGGCCCCGCGGAACCGCCGAAGCAGUGCCACCCUUGCCCCGGGGUGCCCCAGGGGGCGGCCCCGGCUCCGGUGCCUUACGGCUACUUUGGAGGCGGGUACUACUCCUGCCGGGUGGCCCGGAGCUCGCUGAAACCCUGUGCCCAGGCGGCCACCCUCGCUGCCUACCCCGCGGAGACGGCCACGGCCGGGGAGGAGUACCCCAGCCGACCCACCGAGUUUGCCUUCUAUCCUGGGUACCCGGGACCCUACCAGCCAAUGGCCAGUUACCUGGAUGUGUCGGUGGUGCAGACUCUGGGAGCCCCCGGGGAGCCUCGCCACGACUCCCUGCUGCCUGUGGACAGUUACCAGCCCUGGGCCCUCACCGGUGGCUGGAACGGCCAGAUGUGUUGCCAGGGGGAGCAGAACCCACCCAGUGCCUUCUGGAAGGCAGCAUUUGCAGAGUCAGGCACACAGCACCCUCCUGAUGGUUGUGCCUUCCGACGUGGCCGUAAGAAGCGCAUUCCUUACAGCAAGGGGCAGUUGCGGGAGCUGGAGCGCGAGUAUUCAGCUAACAAGUUCAUCACCAAGGACAAGAGGCGUAAGAUCUCUGCGGCCACCAGCCUUUCAGAGCGCCAGAUCACCAUCUGGUUUCAGAACCGCCGGGUUAAGGAGAAGAAAGUCCUUGCCAAGGUCAAGACCAGCACUACUCUGUGAGGGAGAUCCCUGGCUGGGGGAGUGGGGGAGAAAUGGAAGUAUCCUAGGGAAACCAGGAGCCUGCCAGCGCCAGGCUGGAGCGCAGGACUCUGCCGAGGGGCUCCCAGAGGUUGCACUCUUCCCAGGCCACAGCUCCUGGGCUGUUCCUCAGGGAUGGCCUGGGUGCCCCCAUAUGUUUUAGGGAGCCAGUGAGGCCCAGAGUUACAGUCCAAUCCACCAGAGCCACAUACCACCCACAGGACCUGUCGCCAGUCACAAUCAUUCAUCCUGGUAGUGGUAAUAGUCACCAUAACCAGUAUGAGUUGCCAUGAUAAUUAGUUUCAAAUUUUUAUCUAGAGCUCUGAAGAGCACUUGAGAAACUGCUUGCAUGGAUUGAACUGAUAAUGAAUAAACUUGGAGGGAGACCCAAGGCAGGGAAGCUUCCUUUGCAUCCACAUCCAUUUCCAAAUCCUGUCCCCCACCCCAGUGAUUGCAGCAGAUAGGAGAAAAGGCAGAUUCACUCCUGUGACUACCAUUGCUCAUUUGGCAUUUUUCUAAGAUGACCCCUGGGCAGGAUGGACAACACUGGGGGGUACCUCUCCCUCCCUCCCUGCCCACACCCUGGGUUGUAUGCUGAGGUCUCAGAAAUCCCAUCCUUAACUCUUAGAUUUUGUCCUUGUGUGAAAAUGAAGCCAGUGAACUGCCCUCCUGAGUCCUCCUGCCUCCAGAAAAACUGAGUUUGAGAAAGCUCCUGGAUAAUUCAUCAUCUCUCAUUUCCUCCCCUAAACUUUCCAAGUCUUCCCUUAACAAUCCUGGUGGUUCUGUCCAGGUUAUAGUUCAUUGGGGCAUUUGGGAGUUGCAUGAAAUAGGUAUUUGUGGCCUUGUAGACGUGCCCCUCCCAGGCACAAAUAGUUACAGAACUAGGGAGUAGAACGCUACCCUAUUGGCAGGCACAUCACAAACACGCUGGAAUAGCCAGGCUGGAAAGAAAACCAGAAAAUGGCCCUUCACCACCCAUUCUCCCUCUGCUUUGCUUCUACUUGACAUCAGGAGAAGUUGUGGGUCCCAAGCCUGGGAGAUGGGUCAGGCCCCUUUGUGAGUGAAAAAACAGUGGGUGGCAGAAGCGCAAAGACCCAGGUGAGGCGUCUUAGGCAAGAGUGGCUGCAGAUCUCUUUCCUUUUCACUUUGUGCUGGUUUGGUCCAACUACCCUGAAUCCUGGGUAGGUAGAGGAUCAUGUUGGCACCAACUCUCUUUUCUCCAUCCACAUAGACAGAGACUGAACGUGUGGAAUUGUAGACACCUGGGGCAGACAUGCUGUUCACAGAGCUGCAGAACCCAGGACCCUGACACGGAGCCUUGGUCUCUGUGAGGGCUCCCUCAUGUCACGUACCUGGGCCCACUGCCCUGUGGGAUUCACCACCUUGGCUGCACCGGCCAAGUCAGCGGGUUGGCCCUGGAUCUUCCUUUGCCUGGGCCGACACACUCCCUGUGAUCCAGAGCCCAGGCUCGAAGUGGAGAGGACCUGUACAACCCAAGAUCCCAGACACCGCCAGGAGCAGCUGGUGAGGCCGGCGGUGACUGUCUCAAUGGUGUCUCAGAGCUGGCUCAGCCUCCUAGUUCUCCAGGAAGCCCUGUGUAGCCAAGGCACGUUUACAACCCCUGCUGUCAGGUGGGAUUCUAGUCCUGGCUCCUUUCCUGGGAAUGAGUUGAGAAGCAACUCAGAUUCUCCUUAAUCUAUUUACCAAAGAGGAACCCAGGGCCAAAGGGGAAAGGCUCCAGAGGUGGCCGUCACCCUCCCCUGUUGGGACUCCUUGACUGUGUCUGCUUAAGGGAGAAGAGGGGAGGUGUCAAUUUUGUUUUGUUUUGUUUUGUUUUUUUCAAUUUUGUGAUUAAAAGACAAAACAAAACAAACCCUUCCAAACACCCGGGUCCCGUUUAAGCUCCUUGAUAAAGCACCCGGCUCAGAGGAAGUUACUUCCUGCUUUUCAUUCUCUUCUAAGCAAAGUCUCAAGCGAGUAGCUUUUAACUUCAGGGGUCCUCAAGGAUAGUGUGUGCGGACCCCUCCCUCGCUGCUUCAGAAGUGGCCAGACUUCAGUGCACAUAGGGAUGUGGGCAGGGUGCGGGAGAAAUGAAGGGGGCUUUAUGGUGCGGGGUCCCCUUCCAGAGGAGAGGAAAGACCCCAAAAGGGGCUGACACUUGGACUAAACGAGCCAGCCUAGGUGGAGCCCUCAAAAGGAGUCAGAGACCUCGAGAUCCUGUCCUCCCGGGGCUCUAACUUCUCCGCUACCAGGGACUUAAAGUUUCGUUGUAUUAUUCGUUCGCAAUAAUUUCAGAACGAACCAAAAAUUUGGGAUUUUAGAGAUUUAUUUCGCUACCAAUGUGAGUUUGUGGAUUAUUAAAAAGGCAAGGUCGCCCCCUUCCGGCA